UUUCACCAGCGUUAUAUUUCAAUACAACAAGCACUUAGCUUUAGAGAUUUAUCUAACGAACAAAAAGAAACUUUCGUAAAAGACAAAAGGUUAACUUACGAAGAUCAAAAGUUCCUCAGUGAAAAGAAAGCGAUACAAUAUCUUCAACUAAUCUCCAGCGCUGUUGUAUGCAUCAUAGUACGUGAUAUAAAGUCGCGAUCGAAGCCGGCUUAUGGCACGGGCUUCCUUGUUCAAGUAGACAACGAAGAUGCUGUAAUUACCAACUCUCAUAGCAUACGGCGAAAAUCGGACAAGGGUAAAGGCAUUAACUUUGUUGAACCAGGCAAUGUUCGAGUAACUUCUUUUUACAAUGGAAUGCCUGGCAAUGUACAAGUUACUCACGAAGUGCAUAGGAUCGAAAAACUAUCGCGUCCAGACAAGAAUAAAGAGAAAAACGUUUUACGAGAUGCUAUGAAUAAAGCGUUAGAUGGAGAUGGCACGAAAGAUUCGCCAAAUAUUCAAGCAUGUAAGGCAGCUGUAACAUUACUAGAUUCAUACGUUGGAAACAGGGAUGCUUUCUUGGAUUAUGCUUUUUUGUAUUUAAAGCCGCUGGAAAAUGAAGAGAAGAAAGCUAAGUUUGCAAACGUGAAGCCACUAGAGACGAGAGCCUUUGAAAUUCUAGAACACUUUCGAAAUGUUUCUUCAUUUGGGUUCUCUGAUCCACGGAGCUCAAAAUAUCCGCGUUCGCUUAGACUAUUCAGCAUCUCUCAUCCUCAUUGCAAAAGUCAGCAAUUGUCAUUUGGAGGACUGGAAUCUGAUCUCGCUCACGUUUACUUUCUAAACAUGUCUCAUGGUCAGAAUGACAAAGGAAUGCUUGGAGGUAAAGACCCAUUCGUCGAACACUCGAUUGCUACUUGCCCUGGAUCCUCUGGCGCUCCCAUUUUCCUUUACAUGUACAACCAUGAAACUGGUGAACUAGUUAUCGAUGAGGCUGUUUACUUUCUGCAUUUUUAUGGGAACGAAAACGGCAAGCUUCACGGAAAGGCUGUGUCAUUUUCUACUAUUAUACCCUUCCAAGCUCUUCAUGAAGAACUAGAGUCCGCCCUAGCUGAA
Porites lobata is the source of this 1092-nucleotide messenger RNA. The record is from the annotation of a GenBank genome assembly. Lineage: Eukaryota; Metazoa; Cnidaria; Anthozoa; Scleractinia; Poritidae.